AUGGUGAGGACCAGAGGAGCACACUCAAAGAAAACUCCAACCAAUCUCUCGAAUCCUCUGUCUGAAACACCUGACAGCACAGCCUUGCCUUUUGCCUCUGCUCUUCCUAAGUCCGUCUCGACGCCUAGUUCAUCUGCGGGGACAAAACCCAAAAUGAAGCCGCAUAAGCAGACAACUCCGGUUCUCACGGCGACCCCUCUGGUGUUCCCCGAUGUUGAUGAUGCUGUCCCUGUGUCGUCACCACCACCUAAAGGGGUGGUGACCAAAAAGGAAUCUGUUAUUCCUUCUUCUCAGAGCGCUCCAACCAAAAAGACUAGGGCAUCCGAAAAAGGGUCUGUCGAACCCUCUCCACCAAAGAAGUCGUCUCUCCCAUCAAAGACAAAUGCCAAAGGUUUUUUGAAGAGGAAAACGCCCUCCGAUUCGACUGUCUCUCCUUUAUCCUCGAUCAAGAAACGUCUCAAGGACAACCCACCAUCACCGUCCACUUCUGAGGCAGAUGAAGAAGAGGAAACAGUGGCUGAAGAAUCCACAGAAGAUAUCCCAGUGAAAGUGGCCUCUGACAAAGAGCUGUCUCAGGAACCUGAAGAAUCAGCCACCGACUCUGAGCCAAGGGAAGAGGAAGAUGUUGCGUCGUCUGAUCCAGAUGUGGCCACAGUCUCAAGCCCUGUCGCCGCUGUUCCCAGUUCUGUGGUAACAAAACCCUCAUCCAAGGGAAAAGGAAAGAAACCCAUCUCUCGGUCUGGUACUCCUCUUACUAAGUCAGUGGUAAAAUUUCAACCUCACUCUUAUUCCUUCUGUUAUAAUGAUAAUGAACGAGAUAUGAUGUUGUAUGCCCAUCGUAAGUUCCUUCCGGAGAGGAAUUUUGUUCUUAGCGAUCAUAGGUCAUUCGGAGUUCUCAUCUUGCUUCAAACCCGUGAGUGGGUUGGGUCCCUGGUGAAGCUUUCUGGCUAUGUAGAGCGUGUUGUGAAGGAGUUUUAUGCCAAUCUUACCCAUGAUGUGCUUGAUCCAAAGUCCCCUCACUUCGAAAAGGUUUAUGUCCGCGGACAAUGGUACUCCUUCUCUCCUAACGAUAUUGCAAUCGCACUCCAAAUUCCGAUUGCAACUGUUGAAGACCCAGCUGCUGACACACUUGAUCGCGAUGAAGUGUUGUCCGAGCUCGUGGGACAACGAAUGCAGUGGUCCCCCAACACUGUUCUGCUGGUCUCCAACCUGACAAAUAUGUAUGCUGUGCUCCACAAGUUUGCCACUUCCAACUGGAAGCCUACAUCUCACACUAACACCAUUUCUUUUGACCUGGCCGCAUUCCUCUAUAAAGUUGGCACAGGCAUAGAAGUUGAUCUGGCGAAACACAUUUUUGAUCAAAUUGUUGGUUUCCGCAGGGGUAAUCGUAAGUCUCUUAAUUUGCCCUUUCCCCAUCUCAUUUAUAAAAUUCUUAGCAUGCAGAAUAAUGACAUCAAACUGGAGACCGAAGACUUGGUCCUAGCCUCUACUGCCGUUUCAUUCCGAUCAGGUGGCCCUUCCAAUGAGACUGGCGAAGCACCAAGCGCCAAGAAAGUGAAGCCUCAGUCCCUCAAUUUCGUAUCUGAGGACCUGCCCCCUGAUUCUGUCCCAACAGUUUCGCCUGCUGUGGCUACAGAAUUGGCGUUCCUUCGUUCUAGUAUGGAUGAUCUUCACACAAAGUUUGCUCUCAUCCAGCAGUCCAUUCAAGACCUUCUGAUGCUUGCCACCCGUGCUUCAAAUUCUUGA
This is a messenger RNA of Humulus lupulus (European hop), 1746 nucleotides long. RefSeq lists its product as uncharacterized. The transcript has a single exon. Lineage: Eukaryota; Viridiplantae; Streptophyta; Magnoliopsida; Rosales; Cannabaceae. The coding region runs from base 1 to 1746 and encodes 581 amino acids. The record is from RefSeq and is a predicted model, not a curated record.